GCAAAGGAAUAUUCCACUGGGAUGAUCUUCUUGAACGAUCCAAUGCUGCUUAAAUACAUCCUCACAAAUUCCUUCUUCUUCAAAAAUUCAAGAAUUCCAAUCUUAGCCUCUCUUUCUAAACACUCUGUUUACCGUCUCUCUUUAACAUGGCUCUUAAGGCCGUGCAUGUUUCUGACGUCCCAAAAUUUGAUCAUGUCCCGGAAAAUUCAUCUUUCUCCCUUUACUCCUCAAGAUUUUCCAAAGGAGCGGAUGUUGGGAGAGCUUCCUUUAAGCGACCAAAAUUUCUGGUGAUUGGGCACCGGGGAAAUGGGAUGAAUUUAUUACAGUCCACCGAUCGGAGAAUGAAGGCCGUUAAAGAGAAUACAAUUCUCUCUUUCAAUACCGCCGGAAGUUUCCCCGUUGAUUUCGUCGAGUUUGAUGUUCAGGUGACAAAAGAUGGCUGUCCGAUCAUUUUCCACGACAACUUCAUUUUAUCCGAAGAAAACGGUACAGUAUACGAAAAGCGAGUUACAGAAUUGAAUCUAUGGGAAUUCCUUACCUAUGGGGUCCAAGGAGAAUCGGGCAUGGUCGGGAAAACUUUGUUAAGGAAAACAAAGGAUGGGAAGAUUGUUGGGUGGAAUGUCGAAGACGAUGAUUCUUCUUGCACUCUACAAGAAGCCUUUCAUAAAGUUAAUCCUUCUCUCGGAUUCAACAUCGAAUUGAAGUUUGAUGAUCACAUUGUGUAUCAAGAAGAAUAUCUAGUCAGUGUACUCCAAGCGAUUUUGCAAGUUACAUAUGAAAAUGCGAAGGAAAGACCAGUUAUCUUUUCCACGUUUCAACCAGAUGCUGCUUUGCUUAUGAAAAAACUUCAGAACACAUACCCUGUAUUUUUCCUCACAAACGGAGGAAACGAGAUUUACUAUGAUGUAAGAAGGAAUUCAUUGGAGGAGGCCAUCAAACUAUGCUUAGAGGGUGGUUUGCAGGGAAUUGUUUCGGAAGUCCGAGGCAUAUUUACAAAUCCUGGGACUGUGACAAAGAUCAAAGAAUCAAAGCUCUCUCUCCUGACAUACGGAAAAUUAAACAAUGUGCCUGAAGCCGUGUAUAUGCAACAUUUAAUGGGCAUCGACGGAGUAAUUGUGGAUUUAGUUCGAGAAAUAACAGAGACUGUUUCCAAUAUGAUGAAGCCAUCUGAGGAAGCAGUAUCUGGAGAGGGACAAAUUCCAGGACAAGGAAAACCUCAAUUUUCACAAACGGAAUUGACGUUUCUGCUUAAACUGAUUCCAGAAUUGGUACAACAAUGAUUCUUUCUGAAUGUUUUCUUCAAACUUGAAGAGUAUAGGUGGUCUACAAUGUUUCUACUUCUGUACAGGAGUUGGUAAUCUACGACAGUAUGUGUACCAUUAACAGUUCACACGUAUUUGGUGUCUGGUCUGGACCUUUUUCAUCUCGUUGAUGGGCAAACUGAAGUCUGUAUCUAACAAAAUAUAUGACUUUGGAUCGCUGGAUGAAAAACCCAAAGAUAUGAAUGCUCACAUAUUAUUUCUCGUAACGUGUCUACCAAUCUUGGGCUGUGGUUUAAAAACUCAAAAAGUUGUUAGGAGUUGAAUUUUGUGAUGAACAAAAUGAAAAUCAAACUCGAUAUUUACUGCAAGAAAGAAAAAUUGGGGUUGGCACAAACCUAUGUUGCACACUGUAAAUCACAGGCCGUGACGUAAUUGAAGUAAGGAGUGAAGUCAAUAUGUAUAAGUUAGCAGUGGUGAUGGAACAAGUUCUGGUGGAGGAAAAAUCAAUAGUCCUUUUCUUUUUGGAGCACUAAGAAAUGGAAUUGUGGUCAAGGGAAAUGCUUGGAAAACAGGCGGUCUGUCAGGGAAACACCAAAAAUAGGGGGUCCUGCACACAAAAA
Olea europaea var. sylvestris is the source of this 1882-nucleotide messenger RNA. RefSeq names its product glycerophosphodiester phosphodiesterase GDPD1, chloroplastic-like. The transcript has 6 exons. Gene Ontology annotation, molecular function: phosphoric diester hydrolase activity. Gene Ontology annotation, biological process: glycerophospholipid catabolic process. Bases 147 to 1280 code for a protein of 377 amino acids. The record is from RefSeq and is a predicted model, not a curated record. Lineage: Eukaryota; Viridiplantae; Streptophyta; Magnoliopsida; Lamiales; Oleaceae.